Dinoponera quadriceps is the source of this 1212-nucleotide messenger RNA. RefSeq names its product homeobox protein OTX2-like. NCBI's taxonomy places the organism in Eukaryota, Metazoa, Arthropoda, Insecta, Hymenoptera, Formicidae. The record is from RefSeq and is a predicted model, not a curated record. Gene Ontology annotation, biological process: regulation of transcription by RNA polymerase II. Gene Ontology annotation, cellular component: nucleus. Gene Ontology annotation, molecular function: DNA-binding transcription factor activity, RNA polymerase II-specific; RNA polymerase II cis-regulatory region sequence-specific DNA binding.
AUGGGUCAAAAGGAGGGGAACAGCUGGUGGGCGGUGCAGGGCGGAGGUACUUGCGAGAUAAGGGAGCGUGAUAAGCGCGCCGCGGUGGCGGGUGAGCUGGCUUGCCUCGCAGGCUACAUGGCGGGGUACCUGAGGGCGACAGGCUCGUCCUGCACCCCGUCCGGAAGUCCUCAGUACCACACCCACACGCAUCCGAUGGGUGUCAGCAGCCAUCCUCAUCCUCAUUCUCACCCGCAUCCGGGCGCGCCGCAUCACGCUCUGCCGACGACGUUCACCCUCGCUGCACACGGCCAUGCGCAGCCCAUUCCGCUGGAUCAUACCUUGCCCGGGUAUCCGCAAGGAAUGAAUCAACGCAAGCAGCGUCGCGAGCGGACUACCUUCACCAGGUCUCAGCUGGAUGUGCUCGAGGGACUGUUCUUGAAAACGAGGUAUCCGGACAUCUUUAUGCGAGAGGAGGUUGCUCUCAAGAUCAACUUGCCGGAAUCACGAGUCCAGGUCUGGUUCAAGAAUCGCCGGGCGAAAUGCAGACAGCAGAUGCAACAGCAACAGACGCCACCCCCGACGAAGAGCUCGCCCAGAUCGAGCCAGAGUCACAGCAGCGGCAGCAACGCGAGCAACAGGGUGCCGAGCAGCACGUCGACGACGACGUCCAGCAGACGAUCCCCGCCGGACUCGCCGGCGCAGGGAAGAGAGGCGCCGGCGGCCGGCAGUUCGCCGCUUCUCACGACGUCGACGACGUAUCCGCGAAUGGGGACGACGCCGACCGGCGGCAGCGCGGGCAACAGCAACCUGACGACACCGUCGCCGCCGUUGACGCCCGGCACCGGCCAACCGCAACCGCCGUCCUACUCCACCCAGGUCAAUCAGAUCCACCACGGCGAGUACCAUCCGACCGGGUUCGCCUGGACACCGGCCUCCGCCAGCACCACCGCCGUAAACCCGAGCCAAUACGCCGGUCAGAACUAUAACGCCUAUCAGGCGCCGUACAGCGGCGAUUACUACCAGGCCCAGAUCUCGCACAUGCAUCACAGUCCGCAGACCAACUACCAUCAUCACCACCCGCAGUACCAUCCGAACAUGCCGCUUACCUCGUCCAUGUCUCACCUGACCAGCCACCACGUGAACCCGGCCGGUGGUAACGAGAUCGUCGCCUCGUCGGCCGACGCCGACGGUUACGUCCUGCCCGAUCAGAGAUACUCGACGAUGGCAUAG